AUGAUUGAAGACAAUAAUUAUGCUUUUCUUAACAGCAACAUCUGGUCGUUUAAAGCGCUCGUACCCCCCAACCUGAGUCAGCAGCAGCAACAAACGUAUUCAAUUCAUGCGGAUCAUCAGGCAUACAGACACCAGCAGCAGCAGCACCAGCAGCAGCAGCAGCAGCAGCAGCAGUGGGUCAAUCAGUUGGGGGCUGGAUGGCAUGCAGAAGCUCAAGAGGAUAUUCACUAUACCCAUUUGGAUCCUAUGUUCAACGACCAGCAGCACCACCACCAGAUGCUGCAGCAGCAACAGCAACAACAGCAGCAGCAGCAGCAGCAGCAGGUAUUUGGCAGCAACAGCAGCAGCAACAGCAACAGCAACCCGUUCUUUUUAGCAGGCGAGUGGGACGAAGAGAAAGAUUUUAUUUUAUUUGACUCUCCAAUUAAAAACAACAAAAAAUUAAAUGCGCAGUUGCCUUCCUCAUCACACCCCGAUGAAAGUACUAAAGGAACAAGAAAAACAGCAGCAGCAGCAGCAGCAGCAGCAGCCGCUGCUGCUGCUGCUGCAGACAAAAUGCAGCAUGCAAAUGCAACAUGCAGGCCCACUCCGCCGCAGCAGCACAAUCAGCAGCAGCAACAGCAGCAGCAGCAGAAUGUCUUUCAUGGGUGGGAAGACGAGCACCGCUGUUUGCUUCCUUUCGAGGCAACAAACUGGCAGCAGCAGCAGCAGCAGCAGCAGCAGCAGCAGCAAGGGGAGUGGGGUGUCAGUACCUGCUGGGGCGAGAGCAGCAACGACUACCGCUUCAACAUUGAACGGUCGGUGCUGCAGCUAGUGCAAGAGAGCCCUGCUAGGCCUUGCAGUCUGCAGCAGCAGCAGCAGAUGCAGCAGCAGCAGCACGUGCAGCAGCAGCAGAUGCAGCAGCAGCAGCAGCACAUGCAGCAGCAGUGCGUGCAGCAGCAGCAGCAGCAGCAGCAGCACAUGCAGCAGCAGCACAUGCAGCAGCAGCAGAUGCAGCAGCAGCAGCACAUGCAGCAGCAGUGCGUGCAUGCAGCAGCAGCAGAUGCAGCAGCAGCAGCACAUGCAGCAGCAGUGCGUGCAGCAGCAGCAGCAGCAUGUGCAGCAGCAGCAGCCGCAGCACGUGCAGCAGCAUCAGCAGCAGCAGGUGCAGCAGGAGGCGCAGCAAGGACCUUCGGCGAGACUACAGAGAAGGCCCCAGGCACUCCUACUGCAACGGCUGGAAGCGAAGAUAGAGAAGAAGAAAUGCAGCAGCAACAAGCAGCACUCAACAGCAGCAGCAAGCUCAAUGCACUUCCUCCUUUUGGCCUGCAGCAGCAGCACCAGCAACAGCAACAGCAGCAGCAACAGCAACAGCAGCAAGAUGAUCUUCGGGUGUAUCUGCGGCCUACCGACUUCUCCGCUGUACAUAGUACAAAUAAAGACAGAGAAGAGCAUUUUUAUAAGGGACAGCAGCAGCCAGAUCAGCAGCAACAACAACAACAACAGCAGCAGCAGCAGCAGCUGCAGCUGCAGCUGCAGCAGCAGCAGCAGGAACAGCAGGAGCAGCAGGAUCAGCUAGAGCAGCAGCAGCAAUCAUUGAAUGGUUUGCGUUUUCUUUGGGGAGAUUCGGCGUCAGUGUUGGAUACAAAUUUGCACAAUGCUGCAGCAGCAGCAGCAGCAGCAGCAGCAGCAGCAGCAGCAGAUAUACAAUUCUUCCCUCUGCGUAGCGACAACAGCAGCACUAGGGAAGUGGAAUAA
Molecule: messenger RNA, 1737 nt
Organism: Eimeria acervulina
Lineage: Eukaryota; Apicomplexa; Conoidasida; Eucoccidiorida; Eimeriidae
Exons: 2
Coding region: 1-1737 (578 amino acids)
Source: RefSeq, a predicted model, not a curated record